Molecule: messenger RNA, 1575 nt
Organism: Exophiala viscosa
Lineage: Eukaryota; Fungi; Ascomycota; Eurotiomycetes; Chaetothyriales; Herpotrichiellaceae
Product: general substrate transporter
Exons: 7
Coding region: 1-1575 (524 amino acids)
Biological process (GO): transmembrane transport; carbohydrate transport
Cellular component (GO): membrane
Molecular function (GO): carbohydrate:proton symporter activity
Source: RefSeq, a predicted model, not a curated record
AUGUCGGAAGUUCCACACACCAGUCAAAUCACAGUUCCAGUGACGUCCCUAUGGGAGAACAGGAAAUGUCUUCUCAUAGCAUGCGUCGUGGCCAUGGCCAACACUCAGUACGGAUUCGAUAGUGCCGCUGUGGGCGCGCUCCAAGCCAUGCCUGGCUUUUUGAAAGUAUUCGGGUACCCGGACCCAACUAGCCCACUAGGCUAUGGAAUCGACAGUACUGUACAGCAACUGAUCACCUCGCUGUUGACUCUUGGUGCCUUUAUUUCGUCCAUCUGUGCCGGUCUGUUCGGCGCAUUUUACAGUCGGAAAACUGCUUUGUGGUUGGCAUGCGCUUUCAACUGUGUUGGACUGGCGAUUCAAAUCGCCACAACGAACAAAGGCGUUGUAUAUCUAGGACGUCUUGUUCUGGGAUUUUCCAACGGCUUUCUCGUUACAUUCUCCAACAUAUACACGUCGGAAAUUGCCCCAGCUCACCUUCGAGGAGUUAUGGUGGCAUUGUUCGCAUACUGGGUCAAUAUUGGCGCCAUCCUGGGAACCAUCGUCGACAAUUAUACCAAGGAUCGUCUGGACAAAGGGUCUUAUCAGAUUCCCAUUGGCUGCCUUUACAUUGUCCCUGUGCUUCUUGGAACUGGAUUGUUCUUUGUGCCCCGAUCUUUACCUCCAGAAUAUUUUGAACUCGAAUGGGCAGAAAUGAUCCGAGGUGUUGAAGAAGAGAGACGGACUGCGAAAUCCGUCGGAAUUCUGGACAUGUUCCGUGGCGCGGAUUUGAGACGUACGCUACUCUGCUGGGGCACCAUCAUGACACAAGCAGGCAGUGGCUCAUGGUUUCCGAUUGCCUACCAGACAUAUUUCUUUCUGAUCGCCGGAAUAAAGCAGGCCUUUCAGUACUCAAUAAUGAUAACCUGUAUUGGUUUCGCCGGAGUCAAUUUCGGCAUGUACGCCAUGCGACACUUGGUUGGACGACGAUUCAUCCUCAUUUUCGGCUCAAUCGUGACGAGCCUGUGUUUUCUAUGCAUGGCAAUAGCACAGAGUGUAUCGCCAUUCUCCAUGUCAACCGGUAAAGCCACCGUCGCCUUCGUCACCAUCUGGGGAUUCUUUUACAACGGUUGUGUUGGCGCGGCCACGUACCCGGUAGGCACAGAGUUGGUUAGCUCCCGUCUUCGAGCAUGGACAAUAGGAUCUGCCACCUCUCUCCAAUACGUCUUCACCUGGCUCACCAGCUUUUGCACCCCAUAUUUCAUCAAUCCGCAAGACCUAAAUUGGGGUCCAAAGUAUGGAUACAUCUGGUUCGGCAGCAACAUUGUCUGCGCCAUCUUCUUCUUCUUCUGCAUUCCAGAGAUGAAAGGAAGGUCGCUGGAAGAGCUGGACGAGCUGUUCGAAAAGCGUGUUGGAGUCUUCGAAUUUAUCACAUAUCGGACCGAGAUCCAGGAGAAGGCGUUGCAUGAUGUGCAAGCCAAUACUGGAGCAUUUCUAGACAAAGGAGGUGCCGAGGCUCACGUCGAGAAGCCCCAGGAGAGGACAGCAUAUAGUCAGAGUCUGCAUGGGGAUAUCCGUAGACAUUUGAUGAGAGAUUAG